AUGGAUGUUAUUGGUAGUGCACACAAAAUGCCUUCUCUUGAUGGAUUUGCAACUCAAUUCACAAGGGAACAAGCAAUGUUGGCACACAUGGGUACAUUGAAGCCUUCAAAGCAUCAAACACUUCUUACAAAGGAUUCCACUCCAAAGGAUUCAAGUGGCAAAGAAAAGAAGCAACAUAAGGAUUCCAAGUCUAAUGAGGAAGAAAAGGCAUGCAAACAUGUAGGGACAUUGUUACUACCCAAAUGCAUUGUUUCGCCCCUCAGAUCGCGGCCAUCUGCAUGCCUUAUUUCUUCUAAACAUUCAUUAUUCUCUGUCUCAAUAUCAUCGCAUCAUGCUACAUCCCCAACCCAAUCUUACCCACCACAAGAAGAAAAAUACAGACAGCUCUUCAACGAUGACAUUACAGAAUUCCUACUCAAGGAGUGUGGGGUUUAUGACUCUCAACUGCCAACAAUCAACAGAAGGAUUAAUGUACCCCUGUCACUACGCAAAUUCCUUCACACAGCCCAGCAGGUACUACGACUCUUCAGAGACUUGGGAUUCACUCCACACCAGUUAAGGAUUGUCAUAGGAAAACGCCCAAAUGUCCUUACAUUCAAAGUGGAUCAUCUUAAACCCAAAAUUGAUUUUCUCACCACAUUAGGCCUUACUACAAAAGACCUGGCAACGGUUAUAACCCGAUGUCCUAGAAUACUUUGCUUCAGUCAGGAGAAAAACCUUUAUGCUAAAAUUCGAUUACUUGCAAACCUGUUUGGCUCAGAAGCCCAGCUGUCCCACGCUAUCAAGAGGGCUCCAUGGAUUCUGGCAAUUGAUAGCAAUGUGACUAGUAAUGUAGCAGAGAAGUUAAAGAAAAUGAAAAGCAUUGGUCUCCAGGAAGAUGAAAUAAAAGAUAUGUUUAAGAAGGAUCCGCGCUUACUAUGUUUAACCACUGAAAUGCUUGACAAGAAGUUGAAGCAUCUGGCAAAUCUUGGUCUCAUUGAUGGGCAGAUCAACAUGGUACUUCCAUCGAUACUAAUAUGUUCUGUGGAUAAGUUGCAGAAGAACAUGGAUUUCUUGACUCAUACUGCUGGGUUUGCACCAAACAUUGUUUGCACUUAUCCUAUGUUUCUUAAGUCUAGCGUAGAGAAGAGGUUAAAGCCUCGUUUUAUGUUAUAUAAGUAUUUAACUGCAAAGCAUUCUUCAGAGCCUCUUACUAUUAGUCUGGCUACUAUGCUUACUCUAUGCGAUGAAGUAUUUUCCUGCAGGUUCCUAAGUAAUCUUCAGACACUAAAGUUAUAUGAAAGUUACGCAAGCGAAUCAUCUGAGACUGCAAUUUCGGGAUAA
Cryptomeria japonica (Japanese cedar) is the source of this 1323-nucleotide messenger RNA. Its product is annotated as transcription termination factor MTERF6, chloroplastic/mitochondrial-like. Gene Ontology annotation, molecular function: double-stranded DNA binding. The coding region runs from base 1 to 1323 and encodes 440 amino acids. The transcript is spliced from 2 exons. The record is from RefSeq and is a predicted model, not a curated record. Lineage: Eukaryota; Viridiplantae; Streptophyta; Pinopsida; Cupressales; Cupressaceae. Gene Ontology annotation, biological process: regulation of DNA-templated transcription.